Chlamydomonas reinhardtii is the source of this 1074-nucleotide messenger RNA. RefSeq lists its product as uncharacterized. The coding region runs from base 191 to 403 and encodes 70 amino acids. Lineage: Eukaryota; Viridiplantae; Chlorophyta; Chlorophyceae; Chlamydomonadales; Chlamydomonadaceae. The transcript has 2 exons. The record is from RefSeq and is a predicted model, not a curated record.
AAUGGGAAAGUUCAGCGGGUUGGGCGGUUUGGCAGCCGGCAGCUCAGCCAGCCCAGCGACCAGCCCAGCCAGGCGCAGCAGCGAUGCACUCCAGGCUGCCAGGGGAGUUAGAUGUUUCAUGUGUGUGGUGGGCUGUGCGCACGGCCUGCGCACGUCCGCAGUAGCGGCGCGCCAGCAGCAUUCGAGCUGGAUGGAGCUAGCGGCCCGGCGCUCGGAGGCCUUUGGAGCUAGCUGCCGCGCGCCUCGGAGCAGCAGCAAUUACCGAGGCGCGUCGGAGCUGGUGACCGGAGACCAGCAGCGGCCGGGCGGAGGGCGGGCAGCGGGUGCGGGGAUUCGGGGCGCAGCGGCUGCGGCAUCAGCGCGGCACGGCGCCCCAGCGGCGUGGUCCUUGCCCAGCAGAUGAUCAGCCGGGGGUGCUGUGGGGGCUGUCAGCUGGGCAUGAGACAGCCAUCAGCUGCCAGGAUUGAUUGUGUGGGGGUUCUCCCGAACAUGUUGCAGCCGUCGACAGUUGGGACAGCGUCACCUAUGGUUUGUUUUUCAAUCAGUCAGCAGCCAGCUUCUCAUGACUGGUCCAGCCACUGCGCAGUUUGUAGUAACGGCGAUGGGCCAGCAGGUCCGAAGGGGGGAGAACCAUGCAGCGGGAUGCCGAACAUGUUUCUGCGGGGCUAACAAACACAGCAACCAGGUUAAGCGGAAAGUGCAUCGCAAAACGGAGAGCACAAGUGUGAGAUUAGCACAACGCAGCUGUGCGGCUGUUGAUUUCAGCGUCGGAGCCCACGGGCUGGCAGCAUGCUGGCUUGACGACAUCCAAAAGUCCAGCGUGGUCUCGCUGCAGCGCGUGCGGUAUCAACGUCUCAGGUCAAGCAGUUGAAUGUUAGUCCAAUUGGCACAGCAGUAAAUGCGUUCACAGACACUAGAGUUACAGCUUGCCGUAAGGUGUCGCCAGGCGCAAGUGCAUGCGUACCGUACCGCAGCCGCACGCAGCCGCGCACUGCCGCGCCUCCCUCUCCUUCCGAUGUGGUAGCACGACGCCAGCUAGUCAAGUGCGCAACACAUGUGUAACUGUAGCGCGGU